AUGGCGACGGCGAUUGUUAGUUCGGCUCGUCAGGUGGGGAGGCUAACAAAUGCGGCCAGGAGGUUGUAUUCAGAUGUUUAUCCAAAAAUAACUACCCACUAUACAAUACACCCUCGUGAUAAAGAUCCAAGAUGGAAAGAAGUAAAUAUGGAACGAGUAGCGGAGGAGACAGAUAUUCUUAUAAUUGGUGGAGGCCCAGCUGGAAUGGCGGCAGCAAUCAGAGCAAGACAGAUAGCCGAAGAGAAGGGGGCUGAAGUAAGAGUUACUUUGUUAGAGAAAGCAGCAGAAAUUGGAGGUCACAUACUAUCAGGAGCCUGCGUUGAUCCAAUUGCAUUAAAUGAACUAUUUCCCGAUUGGAGGGAGAAGGGGGCACCUCUAAACACUCCAGUCACAUCUGAUAAGUUUGGUUUGCUCACAAAGACAGGCAGAAUUCCUAUACCAGUUUUUGCAGGCCUACCUAACUACAAUCAUGGCAACUAUGUUGUAAGAUUGGGACACCUUGUGAGAUGGUUGUCGGAACAGGCUGAGGCAUUAGGAGCAGAGGUGUGGCCAGGCUGUGCAGGGGCAGACUUGAUUUAUCGUGAUGAUGGCUCCCUUAAGGGUGUAGCUACGGGAGAUGUUGGAAUAGCUAAGGAUGGUAGCCCUAAAGAUAUGUUUGAAAGGGGCAUGGAGUUCCAUUCCAAAAUAACUAUAUUUGCAGAAGGCUGUCACGGCCAUUUGACGAAAAUGGUGUCCAGUAAGUUUAAUUUAAGAGAGAAGAGUGAACCACAGUCUUAUGGAAUUGGAUUGAAAGAGCUAUGGGAAGUAAAACCAGAGCAUCACAAGCCAGGUCUAGUAGAGCACACAAUAGGCUGGCCAUUGGAUAAGAAUACGUAUGGCGGUUCUUUCAUAUACCACCUCAACGCAGCGGAAGGCGAGGCGCCUUUAGUAGCUGUUGGAUUUGUGGUCGGGCUGGACUAUGUCAACCCGUAUCUCAGCCCUUUUAGGGAGUUCCAGAGGUUUAAACUACAUCCAUAUGUGAAGCCAAUGUUUGAAGGUGGUGCCCGAGUGGCGUAUGGGGCUCGGGCGCUGGUGGAAGGCGGUUGGCAGUGUCUGCCAGUGCCAGUGUUUCCUGGCGGCUGUUUGGCAGGAGACACGGCCGGCUAUCUCAACGUGCCACGCAUCAAAGGGACACACAACGCCAUGAAGAGUGGUAUGUUGGCAGCCGAAUCAGCAAUGGAACUGAUAUUGUCUGGCGAGGCGUCUCAUGACAAGGGUGUUGUACCAACACUUUAUGAAGAUAAGCUGAAGGAAUCAUAUGUUUAUAAGGAGUUAAAGCAAGUGCGCAACUGUCGUCCAUCAUUUCACACCAAGUUGGGAAUGUAUGGAGGCAUUGCAUAUUCUGCCUUCUCUACUUUGGUUCGUGGCAAGGAACCUUGGACUCUUAGCCAUGGGGGUGCUGAUCAUGCCAAACUUAAGCCAGCAAAGGAAUGUCAGCCCAUAGAAUAUCCCAAGCCUGAUGGGGUUGUCACCUUUGAUUUACUGUCAUCGGUUGCUUUGACGGGCACAAAUCACGAAUCCGAUCAGCCACCUCAUUUGACAUUGAAAGAUGACACUGUGCCCGUGAAGAGGAAUCUCGGCGUUUUCGACGGCCCAGAAGCGAGGUUCUGUCCCGCAGGUGUAUAUGAGUAUGUACCAUUAGAGACCGGUGAUGGGCAGAGAUUACAAAUUAACGCACAAAACUGCAUUCACUGUAAGACAUGCGACAUCAAAGAUCCAUCGCAAAACAUCAAUUGGGUGGUGCCAGAAGGGGGCGGUGGUCCGGCCUACAACGGAAUG
Iphiclides podalirius (scarce swallowtail) is the source of this 1818-nucleotide messenger RNA. NCBI's taxonomy places the organism in Eukaryota, Metazoa, Arthropoda, Insecta, Lepidoptera, Papilionidae. The record is from the annotation of a GenBank genome assembly.